CAAGUUUCCGUCCAAGUUCAAUUGCCCUGAAAAUUGGAGAACCUACUGUCUGUGCGCUCGUGUGUACAUAUAUAUAUCGCUCCAGGUUGAAUCGCUAUUGUAAUUUGGCUGUGGUGAUACCUCAUCCCUUUGUUUGUGCUUGUUGGUUGCCACUUUCCAGGCAAGGGGUGUCCUGACAACACUGCACAAUGGCCGCACCGACGCCGAUCCAGAAAUCAGAGGACGAAUGGAGGGCCAUCCUCUCCCCGGAGCAGUUUAGGAUUCUUCGUCAGAAGGGAACUGAAUUGAGGGGCACCGGAGAAUAUAACAAGUUUUAUGAAGAAGGAAUUUACAAUUGUACUGGCUGUGGGACUCCUCUUUACAAGUCUGCUACCAAAUUUGAUUCUGGUUGUGGUUGGCCUGCCUUCUUUGAGGGUCUUCCUGGUGCCAUAAAUCGCACACCUGACCCUGAUGGAAGGAGGACUGAGAUAACAUGUGCAGCCUGUGGCGGUCACUUGGGUCAUGUUUUUAAAGGAGAAGGGUUCAAGACACCCACUGAUGAACGACAUUGUGUCAACAGUGUCUCUAUCAAAUUUGGUCCGGCAAAUGCUUCUGGUUCGCUGUAAAACUACCAAUUUAUCGGUAGAUCUAAAUAAAAUAAAUGUAUGUGUAUUUGGGGCUUCGGGCUUCUGCAGUAUGAGACUGAGCCGUAGAGCGGGACUGAUAAUUGUGCUACUUGAUGCCAAUAAAUGCACUUUCUUUGUUCCAAG
Molecule: messenger RNA, 749 nt
Organism: Neltuma alba
Lineage: Eukaryota; Viridiplantae; Streptophyta; Magnoliopsida; Fabales; Fabaceae
Product: peptide methionine sulfoxide reductase B5
Exons: 3
Coding region: 189-605 (138 amino acids)
Biological process (GO): protein repair; response to oxidative stress
Molecular function (GO): peptide-methionine (R)-S-oxide reductase activity
Source: RefSeq, a predicted model, not a curated record